UCGGUUGUCAUCCAGUUCGGGAAUGCGCGCCACACCGUCGACGGUGGGCAUGUGAAGUUGCGAAAGACGAAGAAGAAACUAUCACUUCGCCUGGAUUGUGUCUUAUCAGCAGCAGCGGCAACGUAGAGGGGAGACUUUGAGUGGGUGGGAAAUCGUAGAGUUGUGAUUGCAUUUUCUGUGUCGAUUUGAUUUCGGGAAAUUUUGAUGUUCGGUUGAUUGUUUCAAGAUAGAUGUUUCAAUUUGAAUAAAUGUUCGACUAGCUUAGUGCCCAAGCAAAAAUAAAAAAAAAGCUUACCGCUUACGUAGAGUGCCCUUUGAUUGCCGUUAUCGGUGGCAGGUAGUGAUAGUGUGAUAGUGGUAAUUACGUAUAGUGAAGUAGCAGAAUUUUAUCCACGUAGUAGUGAUUUCCUGUAGUUUGUCGGGAAGCGUUUAUGAAGCCGUCCUGUGGCAAGCCGGGAAGCAACAAUUUGUUGGAGGCGGUCGAUGAUUGCCCGAUCUGGAACGGGGCAGCGGGAGCGGGAGUGCAAUUCUCACACGUGCAUUUUUAAUAAGUAAACCUUGAAGAAAACCAGACGCGCUUCGAGUGCUGCGAAAGUGUUGAAAAUUGUUCAUAUGUGAAGCGAAAGUCGUUGGCUGAAAAUCCAAUUAGAAGACAACGAUAGUUUGCUUGGGAAUUGAGAACAAGCACACGGAGAACAACAAGCUGGAUAAUUUGCUGGCGGUGUUGUGGGAGUUGUGAUACUUUGUUGUAUGUAGAAAGGGAAAAAUCUGAAUGCAGUGAAAAAGUUUGAUAACCACUGAAGAAAGUGUUCCGUACACUGCGGGGAAUAUGUGUUCGGUUACUUUUGAUGGAUCGAAGGAUAUUUGCCGUUCACAUUUAGUUUGAUUGGAUUGCAAGAACACCCAACAAUAGAGCAAAACAAUCGAUAGCAUUUGGAAGUAUUUUUGAAAUCAAUUUAGACUCAGCACUCAUCUCUCCGAAGCACUUCAAAACAAGAGCCAACUGGAGAAAAAAAGUUGAACCAAACCAAAACGGAAGUGACGACGAAAACAACCAUUCCAAGUUGAAUCAACUGGAAGGGAAAUCGGUGAGUGAGCUUCUUUCCCAAUUCAAAAUUAGAAGCAACAAAAGUGAAACAGCUUGUAGCAAAAUCGAUUGAUUGGCAUCGAAGAGAAAAAAAAAAUAGAAAAGAAAUCACCACCGAAAGCGGUGGGAAUCUUUAGUGCGUUUUUGUGUACAAUUUUUUGUUUGUUGUCAACUGCCAAAGUCAUCGCAGCAGCGGAAACGGUGAGGAGAUUCGGAGAAAAGGUGCCGAAAGAGCGGAAGUGAGAUUCGGUUUUUGCUGAAAAGAAAGCAAUAGAGAAGAAAAGUGAUAAAAAUGGCACCCGGAUUCUUCGCUCCCGUUCGAAACGGGUCUUUCACUGCUUGAGUGUCAUCGCCGUCGUUUGACAGCGGUAUAGAGCAUCGUCCGGUUGCAGUGAAGCGGGUGUUCGGUUUUUCAAGUGGCUGAGGAAGAGGAAGUGAAAUCCUUUGCUAGAACGUGGAAAGGCUGAUAUUCAACCCCCGGUUUGUUGGUUGGUUUUUGUGCUUGUGGGUAGGAAAUUAGCGCAGAAGGAUCCCUAAAUAGGAAACCCUGCCGGUCAGAUCGUUGGUUUUGCUGUGGAUACUUCAGCGCAAGAUAUUGGAGGAAGCUUCGGAAAUCUCUUCCCCUUUGGAGUUCCUGGUACGACGACGCACGCUCGCACCAUUCUCGUCAGCGGAAGAUAAAGGUCUCCGCAAGUCACCAGCAGGACUAAUUAUUCCCCCUCGUGAAAGCAGCCGCAGCGACAACGGUUCAAGAUUAAUGGCCAAUUAAUUUGUCCAAACCCUGCUCACCAUCGUCACACCUCUCCGCGGAGGCAUAUAAUAAAAAAUACACAAGAACCCUAGAACCACCAAGUGCUCCUAGAUGGCAAUGACUCUUAAUUUGAGUAAACCACUCACUGACACGAAACACCAACCGCGACUCAAACCACAGACCAGCAGCAGCACCAGCGGUGGCGGCAUCCGGCCGUAUCAGGAUACCUAAGCCUCAACGUUCGUUCACUCCCUACUACCUGAGCCUAGGCGGCAGAAGGUGAAAAAAGCACCACCCCAAUUUAAGAGAAUAACAUCUUCAUUACCAUCCAUCCCCCGGAAGAUUCUGAAAAUUGUUGUUAUUGCCCGGUAGAUGACCAACAAAAUGGCAAAACAUCAUCAUCAUCAUCAACAUCAGCAGAACACGAACCGGUCCCCACGCCUUCGCUACCUGGGCUCGUCCCACUCCCAGUCGUUUAUGAGCGAAUGCGGCGAAAUGACCGAGAUGAUGUCGCUGGACGAGUCGGACAAUUUACUGGAUGAGCGCUAUGGCGUUUCCGGGCCGGCUAUUCAGGUCAUCAGCGGUACUGCCUACAACGGGGGUGGGGUGGCAACGGCUGGUACAGGCGCUAAAUCGAGUCAACAGCAGCAGCAGCAGCAGCAACAACAACAACAACAACUGCAGCGUCUGGAAGAGUUGGGCAUUAGCCUUGGCGACGGGAGUUACAAUAGUAAGCUGCUGUCACCGGCGGUAACAAUUGUGGAAAUGACCACCGGAGGGCUGCUACCGAAUGCGGGCAAUUUGAGGCAGAAGAAUUUCAAAAACAAAUCUGCAGCCGCGGCGGCCAUGGCUGCCUCCGGGGAACAGGCGUCGCUGAGUGCGGUUGGUCUCCAACUGUCGGUGGACCGCGGUGGUCCGCAGGAGUGGGGUGAAGCAACGCGCAGCUACGUGAAAGCCCAACGGCGGCACGCUGGACGGGCCACAUUCCAGGGCCAGGUGUACAAUUUCUUGGAGCGCCCCGCCGGCUACAAGUGCUUUAUUUACCAUGUCUCAGUGUUUAUGCUCGUGUUGGUGUGUCUGAUAUUUAGCGUACUGUCGACGAUCGAACAGUACAGUAACUUUGCGAACGAGACCUUAUUCUGGAUGGAGAUCUGCCUGGUGGUGUUCUUCGGCGUGGAAUACCUGGUGCGACUCUGGUCCGCCGGCUGCCGGUCCAAGUACAUGGGCUUCUGCGGCCGGCUCCGGUUCAUCCGCAAGCCGAUUUGUAUUAUAGAUUUAAUAGUAGUAGUAGCAUCGAUGGUUGUGCUGACAGUUGGCUCAAAUGGACAAGUGUUCGCCACCAGUGCCAUCCGAGGCAUCCGGUUUCUGCAGAUCCUCCGGAUGCUGCACGUGGACCGGCAGGGUGGCACCUGGCGGCUGCUCGGAUCCGUCGUUUUCAUUCAUCGGCAGGAAUUGAUAACGACGCUGUACAUUGGUUUCCUGGGGCUAAUAUUUAGCUCGUAUUUUGUGUACCUAGCGGAAAAGGACGUCACCGGUCCGGACGGGCGGCAGGACUUUGCCAGCUAUGCCGAUGCACUGUGGUGGGGCGUCAUCACCGUGACGACUAUUGGCUACGGCGACACGGUACCGCAGACGUGGAUGGGCAAAAUAGUGGCGUCCUGUUUCAGCGUGUUUGCAAUCUCGUUCUUCGCACUUCCGGCGGGUAUCCUCGGAUCCGGCUUUGCGCUCAAAGUUCAACAGAAGCAGCGCCAGAAGCACUUCAACCGCCAGAUCCCGGCGGCGGCCAUGCUGAUCCAGUGUCUCUGGCGGUGCUACGCCGCCGACAAGAGCUUCCACUCGGACGCCACCUGGCAGAUCUACGUCAAGUCGGACGACCAGAACACCAACAACUCCAACACCAGCACAGCCCUCCCCGCGCAGCUGGGCAAAACCCUAAUGGUACAGGUGGCGAGACGCGGCGCAUCGGUUCUGAAACGGCGAAAGUCCCGAAACCGGAUGGAAGCACCUGGAAUGAAGAACGCCUCAGCGACGGCAGCGUUGACUUCCGCCAAUGCCGGCUCCGGUACGGUUGGGCCACCGUCGGCUACGACCGCUGCAACGGUGGGAACUCCGGGACCAGGUUCUAGUGCGGGACCAGCAGCAGCAGCGCUGAUAGGAAGCGAGAAUACUCUCAAUACGCCGGUCACACCGGCGGCCGAUUCGAACCUGUCCAAAAGUGAAUCGGAUGGGGACGUUGUCUUCUACAUGGAGGAACCACGGGCGGCGGGUACGCCAUCGCGGACACGAAGAAACGAUCCGAACCGGGGUGCAUUCGUCAGCCAAAACAGCUCAGUAACGGAAGCACCCAGCGACGAGGUGGAAGCAGAACCGGAAGCGGAUGAUGAUCCGGAACCGGCCCGAGUGACGAAACUGACGGAGGCGCACCGGAAUGCAAUCCGUGCCAUCCGAAAAAUCAAGUACUUCGUCGCUCGGCGCAAAUUCCAGCAGGCCCGCAAACCGUACGACGUCCGCGAUGUGAUCGAACAGUACUCCCAGGGCCACCUGAACAUGAUGGUCCGCAUUAAGGAGCUGCAGCGGCGGUUGGACCAGACCUUGGGCAAGCCGGGCAGCUACCUGACCGGGAUCGAUCGGGUCGGUAACAUCAAACCGAUGACCGUCGGCGCUCGGCUGUACCGCGUCGAGCAGCAACUAUCUGUGAUGGAUAAGAAAUUAGAUCAAUUAACCCAUGCCAUUAACUCAAUGACGAUGCAGCAGAAGAUGAUAUUACCCCCAAUCCAAACGCAAAUGUUCCAACAGCAGCAAAUGGCGGUCGCCCUGAGCCAAAUGCCCCCGUUGCAGCUGCCCCCGGCUCCCUCGCAAGCGAACUCGCCAACGCCGACCAAAUGCCUCGAGGAUGAUGUAUAA
This is a messenger RNA of Ochlerotatus camptorhynchus, 4742 nucleotides long. RefSeq names its product potassium voltage-gated channel subfamily KQT member 1-like. The coding region runs from base 2211 to 4742 and encodes 843 amino acids. The transcript is spliced from 12 exons. Gene Ontology annotation, biological process: potassium ion transmembrane transport. Gene Ontology annotation, cellular component: membrane; voltage-gated potassium channel complex. Gene Ontology annotation, molecular function: voltage-gated potassium channel activity. The record is from RefSeq and is a predicted model, not a curated record. NCBI's taxonomy places the organism in Eukaryota, Metazoa, Arthropoda, Insecta, Diptera, Culicidae.